AUCGCCCAUUGUGAACUGAUCUUUUUGUGUUAUAACACCAAACAGCUGAUCGGUCUGUCAAAUAAAAAUCUGCCUGGCUCUUCCAAAUUCUUGAUUUCGUUUUGGAAGAUAAACCAGAAAAAAAUCAAAUAAUCAAAAUGCGUAUGCCAUUUACUGGAAUCAUCCAAGGCCAAGGACGCCGGCCACAACGUGAACACAUGGUCCCAUUCAAAGCGCUUCUUCCUCUAAGCAUUCGUAACAGGGUCAGUGGCAAAUCAGAUUCCUCCUCCGAUGUAGCAUGUCUUCAAGAAAUGGCUGUUCUAUUUGCCUGCCUAAAAGACAAUGAAUUCGCUGAGAAACUCUGUCCAAAGGAAAUCGCCACUUUUGAAAAAUGCUACAAAGUUCAUAUGGACAAGAAAUUCGAAGCGAAGAAAACUGAUAGUUUGGGUAUCGUUGCACCAGGAAAGGAUCUUAAUUAUAAGCAAUUAAACAAAUUUAUGCGUUUUUAUCCUAAUCCAAAGUAA
Episyrphus balteatus (marmalade hoverfly) is the source of this 503-nucleotide messenger RNA. RefSeq lists its product as uncharacterized. The transcript has 2 exons. The record is from RefSeq and is a predicted model, not a curated record. Lineage: Eukaryota; Metazoa; Arthropoda; Insecta; Diptera; Syrphidae. The coding region runs from base 138 to 503 and encodes 121 amino acids. Gene Ontology annotation, cellular component: nucleoplasm; mitochondrion; mitochondrial ribosome. Gene Ontology annotation, molecular function: RNA binding. Gene Ontology annotation, biological process: mitochondrial translation.